UCAUCACCAAGGCGCAUCAAAUGGCCACGGCAAUGCCGUCCUUAGUGGGUGUCGCUGUCGACUCAUCGUCGAUUCCGAUGCCUCGUUCGGACCACUCCUUGUCUUUCCUUGGCAACGCAUCUAUUAAAAAGGAGGGUGUUUUCCUAAGUGCUUCCUUCACACGAUCACAGUCUCAGUUUCCUGAUUAAUCUCCAUAUCCAAAACGAAUUAAGCCUUCGCGCCCUUCGUUCCCCGAGGAAUUCGUCUGGAUCAACGAUGGCCGAUUGGGCUCCGGUUUUUGUCGGGGUGUUCCUGUUCGUGAUCCUUUCGCCGGGCCUGCUGUUUCAGUUGCCGGGGAAGGGCCGGCCAAUCGAGUUCAACAGCAUGCAGACGAGCGGGGUCUCCAUCCUCGUUCACACCAUCAUCUUCUUCGGCCUCAUCACCGUCAUCCUCAUCGCUAUCGGCCUCGAGAUCAACUUCGGAUGACAUGACACGGGAUCACGAUUUUUUUCCACCGGUCGAAUCGGUACAUUUGCUAUGCUUUUUUGGCGUUAAAUGUCCUUGCGACUAGCAUUUGGACAUUUUUCUUGCCAAAUGCUUUUCGCAUGGCUAUUUGUGGAAGGGCAAAAAUAGAUUCAUUUGUUGGUUGUGCGACAAAGAAUAUUUAUAAUUACUAAA
Molecule: messenger RNA, 657 nt
Organism: Rhodamnia argentea
Lineage: Eukaryota; Viridiplantae; Streptophyta; Magnoliopsida; Myrtales; Myrtaceae
Exons: 1
Coding region: 256-465 (69 amino acids)
Source: RefSeq, a predicted model, not a curated record